Filobasidium floriforme is the source of this 2450-nucleotide messenger RNA. RefSeq names its product fungal-specific transcription factor domain-containing protein. The record is from RefSeq and is a predicted model, not a curated record. Gene Ontology annotation, molecular function: DNA binding; zinc ion binding. Gene Ontology annotation, biological process: DNA-templated transcription. NCBI's taxonomy places the organism in Eukaryota, Fungi, Basidiomycota, Tremellomycetes, Filobasidiales, Filobasidiaceae. The transcript has 7 exons. The coding region runs from base 185 to 2326 and encodes 713 amino acids.
CAUCUUCGGACUUCUAUUCUUCAGGGUCAAAUGCGUCAAGGAGGAAGGAGAGACGCGAUGUCAAGGAUGUAUCGAUCUCAACAGGGAGUGUACGCAGACUUAUUCGCACAAAAGACCUGGACCCCCCAAUCCAUAUGCAAGACCUUCGUACAAUAACAACGACGGGCGGUAUAACCCAUAUCCGAUGCCUGCUGGAAACCACCCCCAUGCUCGACCUCCGUACCCGGAUCGCUCUCCACACGGUCCAGGGGGCAGCAACAACAGUAACCUCCCGUAUUUGCCAUACGACCCGAACUAUACAGACGCCCUGAACGGGAACAUCCCUCUUCCCCCGCUGGGUGGCGGAUACCAGUUCGACGUCCAUCAACAACAGAAUCAACAGAAUCAACCCAAUAUAACAGGUCAUACGUUCAAUCAGACGUCUGAUCCGAAUAUCCCUUUCGCUCCACACCAACCGCAUCAUUCCCCGACUGCAUCGAUAUCUCCCUUCUCUUCAACGCACCAGAACCAGAACAUCCAGUUGAACCCCAACCUGUCAAAUGCGAACAACCGCCCGCCGAGCCAUCACGCGCCUCCCUCCAUGGGAAGUGGCAACAACCAGAACCAAAAUCAGAACCCGACGCCAGGUCAAGCUGGGUCAAACUACUUGACCGGCUACAGCGCCGAAGACAACUGGUUCAUGCCUUGGAUCUGUUCAACUCCCGGAGCAGAUGGCCAGCCUCCGAUGGAUACCAACAUGAACGUUCCUGUAGCAUCGGGAAGCGGGGGUGGCGGCAGCGGUUAUCCAUUAACGGGACCCGGAACAGGGUCGACGCAUUCGAGUUCAGUCGUCCUUCCCGAUAUACCCGGACGGGGGUGGGGCGAGAUGGGUCAGACCUUGGAGGACGAGAUCCUCGAUCCUCGAUUGGGGGGAUCGAGGCGUACGGGGACAUAUCAGACAUCACGCAUGAGGAGCCGUCCAAAUUCCCCACCCAACCUGGGAGGCGGUGCCGGGAGCGGUUUCGAGCAUUCCACUGGUGUCGGAGGGGGCUACGCUCAGAUGGUCAAACGAGGAUCUGCAACGACGAGUCUCGGGGGGACCGUGGGCGAGACUCCGAUUUACCAAGCAGCACAGGUGGAGGAUAUCACGCGAUGGUCAACGGCGUUAACAUUUUUGAACCUCUACCACGAACACCUAUACCCCUUACUCCCGAUCAUACAUUGGCCGACAUACUCUCAAGAUUUGGUCUCACGUCGGGAUCGGCAUGACGAAACUUUCCGGAUAUUCUUGAUGAGCCUGAUCGCCUAUGCGAUCCUACAACUACCGCGGUCGGUCAUGCCGGACUUCCUGACACAAGAGGAGCUCGUCAAACUGCAUCGAAGAUUACAUCAUACAUCACGGGCGAUGCAAAAGCGUGAAUACGAACCGUUAGAUCUAUUGCAUAUCAGUACUCUCUAUCUUGAUCACAUCUACCUUGGAUCGACGGGCAAGGACAACUACGCAAACGUCGUAUUGGCCGAAGCGAUGCGACUAGCAAUCACCCUCGGGUUGCAUGACGAGAACGUUGCAGUACAACAAAACUUAGAUGCCAUCGAGAAGGAGACGAGAAGACGAGUCUUCUGGGUGUUGUACGGAUCUGAUCGUACGAUCGCCGCCUUAAUAUCAUGUCCGAUGCUCCUGCACGACGAGGAUAUCUUCGUAUCCGACAUCCUGCAGGUCGACGACAACCUCAUCACGACGGCAGGGGCUUUUCAGCAACCUCCGGGAAAGACUCCUUUGCUUUGCGGCUUCAUUCACGUCACCCGGAUAUUCCGCCUGUUGUCACAAGUCCUCCGCUUGGUCCGAUCACGUGCACACGGACAGCCUACACCAGAGGGGCAUGUCGAUACGAGCCCAGAUCCUCGGGAAUUGAUCAAGUCGUUGCAGAACUUGCUGGACGACCUUCCACCGCCGCUGAGGCUGAAUGCGGAGACCGUGGACCCGAGGGAUGUGGCCAACAACUAUGCGUUCGACACUUGCAAAGCCAACAUCCUUGUCACGCAGGUCCUGGUCAGAUUCGCUAUCUACCAGUAUGCCACCUUGCGUGCCCAAGGACGACCCGAUCAGUGUCUUGACGAGUUGACCGAAGACGUGCUCAAACGGCUGCAUCAGAUGUCAAGCGAAUCGCUGGCUGCGAACGGGGAAUCAAUCCGACACAAAGUCCUGUUCAUCGCCUCGAGCCUCUUGAACAAGUAUCCUGCUCAGGACAGUGCUGGACACGAACAUGUCGCGGAUUUCUUGCAAGUCUACAACAAGAUUCUCACAAACCAGACCAAGAGUCAACUUGACGAAACAGAGCCAGAAUGAGAGACGAAAUGACGGCGUAAACUAUCCAAGAAUCCCGUGUAAAGUCCUAGAUAUCGAGGAUAUCGGGACUAACUCCGGAAGCAACUAAAUUGCACAGGCAAUUUAGUUGUGAACGGCUUGAACC